AUGCGAAAAGCACCGUUCAGCAAAAACUUUCCGUCUUUGGACCGCAGGCGAGUGGGUCGUGCUGUGAGGCCCGUAGAUUCAUUGGUUUCUUCAGAUAUAGAGGUUCUUGAACGCAAACGAGACGACAACAAAUCCACAAAAAAUGCCACUCAAAGUGAAACCCACAAGAUUAUAGACCAUCCAUUGAAGCAGCAUGACUUGAAACGUACAAAUCAGUACGAGAGAACGAUUAAUCCGGAGGAAUAUGCCAUAAAAAUCAAAAUUAAAGCAGUUUAUCACGACGGUAAAUCAUUGAAAGAUGAUGAAGCGCUACUGUUUCGUGUCUCUUCUGACAAUUCCAAGGUGUUUGUAACCCAUAAUGACAGUAUAGUCGACAGUACAGUGUUCAGCAGACAUGGAAUCAAAGCUAUAACGUUUGGAAAUUCUCAUAAAAGCAUCUUGAUCGAGAUCCACGAGUCGAGUUAUAUCUUCAUAAAGCAUCUGAAUAACGACACUUACUUGCAUGAUUAUUUCAGCGGCACUGCCUUGUGGAAAUUUAAAGGCCGGAUCGCCGACGAACACCUAAUCGAUACAAUGGCACAAUUGGAUUCACAGCGAAAGCGAGCCAACGGAUCCAAUGAAACUUCAGAAACUGAAAACGUCUCCAGGAACACGGAAUUCUCUCCUGUAGCUCCACUGUCAGCGUAUGGUAUACCGUUGAGAAGAUCUACUCGAGAAAGACGUCCGCCUUCUGGCAACAAGAUGUAUGUCCUGGAACCAAUUGAAGAAACAGAAACUCCCGCCAAAUUUAGCCCUCCACUCAGUUACAAGUUUCACGAUAACAAGGUGUUCACAGUGACCCAAAAUGAUUUCAAAACUCUCUACAAUAACGACUGGAUAAAUGAUACAGUGAUUGACUUUUUCAUAAAGUAUGACAUUGACAAAGCAGUCCACAAGCUCAACAAGUUUAAGGUCAACGAGAUCUAUGCAUUCAAUUCAUUCUUCUUCACAAAACUAAUCUCAAGCGAGGAGUAUUACGCCAAUGUGAAAAGGUGGCUUAACAAAAUUGAUCUUAUGCUGUUCCCAUAUAUUUUAAUACCAAUCAAUGAGAAUCUUCAUUGGUAUGGAUGCAUCAUUCGUGGUCUUCCCGAAUUGUUGGAACGAAAGAAGAACGAGAUCGACUUGACAAACGAAGCAGAAACCGAAGUCGCUGAAACCGAAGUCACUGAAACCACCGAAGUCACUGAGACUCCCUCCUCACCCAAUUCUCAAGAUAUCCUUGAAGUACCCAAUCCACAGGGUCGCAAACGAGCGGAAGUCUUCAUUUUCGAUUCCCUCAGCCAGCGUCAUAAUAACAUCCACAUCCCACUCAAACUGUUCAUCAUUGAUUACUGCAUGGAUAAGCAUAAUAUAGCUAUUCGAAAAGAUGAAAUCAGAAUCCAACAUGCCAGAGUUCCUCGUCAGAACAACUUUAAUGAUUGCGGAAUUCACGUCAUAUACAACAUUAGAAAGUGGCUUGGUCACAGCACGGAAAUCGAGAAGGUUUGGCGCAAUUACCAGCGGGCAGCUUACCGCAGUUACUUUGUGGCAGAAGAGAGAAAUAAAAUGCGCCGUGAAUUGAUCGAUUUACUAUUGAAAUUACACGAAGAACAAGUCCAUGUGGAUCAGGGAACUCACGAAUCAGAUGACGAAAUAGAAGUAAUUGAAGAGCUGCUGCGAAGUACAUCUCAGGAAGCAAGUUCAAAAGAGACAGAGAAAGAAACAAAAACCAACCCAAUAGAGCCAAAAGAAAGUGGAUCGACAAAACCCAACUUGUAUUCAUCUAAAGAAAAGACAAUCUCGGAUAUCAUGAAAUCUUUCGGACAGAAGCCUGAGAACGAAAGUCCUGAAUCAACCACUUUGGAUCCAAGACAGAUCAAAAAUCCUUUCAUCAACUAUCAAAUACGAGAGAUCUUUGCAGGGUUGUUGAUAGUACCACUGAUAUACGAGAUGAUCAACAAGUUAUUUCCAGACGCACAAGAAAAGGUAUCAACCCAAGAUUUGGAGAAGUUACAGAGAUUGGCUACCAGCAUUUCUUCUUUCGACCGUCAAUCAGAGAAGAAUACUAAAGAUGUAUUAUCGCAUUGGCAAACACAACUCAGUCAAAAGCUGGAGCAAAGGCGUCCCAAGGACGAGUCUUUUGUUAUACGAGAUGAAAACGACGACAAAUUGAACCGAAGUGUUCAUGAUUUGAGCAUCAAAGGCAGUUCUGACGACCUGCUUAGCGAGGUUCUGUUUCAGGCAGAUUCUUCUACACCAAGCAAAACCUACGGGGACAAAAGCAGAAACGCAACCAAGCGAAGAAGACUCAACUCAUAG
Messenger RNA from Meyerozyma guilliermondii ATCC 6260, 2337 nucleotides. RefSeq names its product SUMO protease (gene ULP3). Gene Ontology annotation, biological process: protein desumoylation. The record is from RefSeq and is a predicted model, not a curated record. The transcript has a single exon. Gene Ontology annotation, cellular component: cytoplasm; nucleus. Gene Ontology annotation, molecular function: SUMO-specific endopeptidase activity. Bases 1 to 2337 code for a protein of 778 amino acids. Lineage: Eukaryota; Fungi; Ascomycota; Pichiomycetes; Serinales; Debaryomycetaceae.